ACCUAUCCUCGUGUACUAGUACUGUUGACCCCUCUGUCGGUCACUCACCCACUUCGACCCAUGUCAUACUUAUCCCCCCCUCCACCUCCUCCAGCCGGUGUCAUAGUACCUUCCGAUGAUUGGACGGAUGAUCCUUCUUUCGACCUCUCACCAGCUCAAUCUUUCGUUGCACCACCUUGGUCACCUUCCUCUUCUUCAUCUUCACGUUCACAUCAUUCUUUCUCUUCCAUCCGAUCUCACACUUCUUCCCCCCUCCGUAAUACCCUAUCAAAAGCUUCACCACCACAUCCACCACCGACCCAUACUCAACCCACUCAACCAGCCGACAAACCCUCACGCGUCGAUUGGGAUGACGAUGAAUUAGAUUUCGACUUACCUGAUUCUUUCCCCGCUUUACCAUCACGUUCACCUUCUUUCUCACCCACAUCUAUACCAUUUCCUUCAACCACCAAUUCAUCCCUUACCCGACUCGACAAACCUACCCCCAAUACCCGUGGAACACCCAUGAAACAAGGAACAGGAACGAUGAACAAGUUAUCUGGAACCGUCAUUGGUCACGGACCAAAAGGAGGGACUAUAACCAAACUCGGUUCUACUCAAUCACCAUUUUCAAGAAAUACAAUACGUGCUCAUCUUAAAGCUACUUCUUUAGCUUGGGAAGCAGAUUUAGAUUUCGAUUCUAUUCCAUCUGCUUUUCCUUCUGUCUCCGCCCAACGCACAGACAGUUGGGCCAAUACACUGAAUUCGAACAUGUUACCAAAGCCUAGAAUCAUGCCCGAUGCCGAUGCAUUGGACGAAUUAGGUUUCGAUUUAGAAGAUGAUGAAGCUACUUUGAAAGCUGGUGCUACUUUGAAAGCUCUCCUACCUCCAAAGAGGAACGAUGAUACUAUCAGACCGCACAAUCGUUCUUCUCCUGCACCUUUCGUGGAUCGACCCAACGCACCAAAUCAGGAUUUAGAUUUAGAAUCGGAUUUAAUACUUCCACUGAACUUGACGAAUCUGAGUCUUGCAUCACAAUCACGACCCACACCUAAACCGUCAAAGACGGAAUGGGAUUCUCCAGGAGGUUCAACAUCAUCUUCAGCGCAUAAACAAAGUAAUUGGGAUGAUUCACCUGGAAGAUCUAAAAGAGCUUAUGAAACGUCCCAUACUUCUCUUUCUAUCAAUUCACCAGACAGGGAUCUCGCCUUCCCUCUUACCAAGAAAGAGGGUGUGAAAGAUGUGAAAUUAGGUUCUAGUCAAAUGGAAGAUGAAACGGAUAUGGAAAUAGGAUUAGUGAUUCCAACUCUAAAUUUCUUCUCUACUGCAAGAGCGAAAGAGCUCAAUAACAUUCUUGAUCGUAAACGUAAACCUCAGUUCGCUCCUCCUCAGCCUCAAACCAACGUCAUGAGGGGAGAAGAAUUAGGAGGUGGAAGACAUCAAAGACAUGGGACUGAUGAUACUUCUGAAACUGUCGAUUCUUUCGAAGAUGGUUUAGUACUGGAUAACCCUCGUGUGGAUUUAUCUCAACAUCGUUUACGUAAAGCAGGUCGUGUAAGAGCAGGUGGAAUAGGAUCUGGGUUAUUGCCUCCACCAUCUUCUAGACGUAAAGGUUUGACUACUAUCGGUAAAGAGAAAUGGGAAAGAUGGAAAGGUACUUCUGGUGUUUAUCCAUUCCUUCAAACUGUUAAAGAAAAAGCAUCGACUUCAAAUCAAGAGUCAUCAUCAUCAUCGUUAUGUUUGAAAAUUUCUUCUGAGAAUACCAAUCGUCGACCUUCAAGUCCUUUGAGUAAAGAAUUCGAUCCUACAGCAACACCUUCGAAACGUCAAUUAUCUUCAAUCCCAUUAUCUUCUCAAAAAGGUACGAUGCCACCACCACCAACUUCUCUUCAAACUCCUGGAAGUAGGUUGCGACAUCAAAAAUCUCAUUAUCAUCUUUCGCAACCACCACAAUCACCAUUAUUAUCAAGAAAACAAUCACUCUCUUCUUUACAAGAUGCGUUAAAUCACGAUGCUCCAAUAGGUUUACCUUCCACAUCUUCCAUUUCUUCCAUAACUUCUCUCCCUUCUCUACCUCUCUCUUCACAAACCAAAACAGGUUCAGGAUUCUCUCACACGGAUGUAAGAUCAGAUCGAACCAGUAGUCUUGGUCGAACGACAGGUUCGAAUCAUUCUGUUCCUUCUAGUCUAUCAAGUCACACAGGUUCAACUUUCUCCGCACCAGCAGUUGGUUCAGUACAUGGAGGAAUUUCAGAAAGUUUAUCAACUACGAGUAUUUCCGGUCAAACUGGUCGUUAUCAUAAUUCAACUUCACGUUUAACAAUGCCAACGACAAGUACAAGAGCAAAAAUGAGACCGCCAGUUCAAAAUGUUUUCUCUACUAAUCCACCAUCGACAUCGACAUCUGUGGGAAGCAGUAAAAAUGCGACGACCGUGAAGGAUAAAGAUUUACCUACAGGGACGUUCGGGGCGAGUAAAAGUGCAGGUUCGUUGAGAGAAACUUCAGGAGGUUUCGGAAGUAGUAAAAGUGUGACUUCGUUGAGAGAUACUUCAGGCGGUUUCGGAGCAAGUAAAAGUACAGGAGCAUUGAAGGAUUUGUCGAUAGGUGGGAAAAGGUUAAUUCCAAGAGUUAUGGAAGUCCCGAAGAGAAUAAGGAACUGGGGGGAUGGGACGGAAUUAGAAGGGAUCGAAGAUUUGGAAGUGGAGAAGAAUGCCCCCAGCCCACCUAGACAAAUUGGCUCCUGGAGUCGUCGAGAACGUAAAGAUGUCGAAGUGGGAGAAAAGAGGAAGAAAGGUGUGUCUGGUGGGAUUGGUGGGACGAAUGGUUUGGGUGUGACGGGAGGGACGGGUGCAACGGGUGGUUCGGGAGGUUCGGGUGGAUCGGGAUCAAGGAGAAAGGUUUUGAAAAGACCCGCUUUGUUGAUCAAGCAUCUGGGAGGGGUAGAUAAGAAGAAGGUGGUCGGCGAUAUGACCUGGAAUCCCACCACUCUUCGAUGGGAAGGCAACGAAUCGGUUUUACGUGAUUUCGAAUCUGUAUCAUCUUCCACUCGACCGGCAUUGAUCACGCAUUACACAGCGGGGACAACUACCAUCCAUCCGCAUCCUGCUCCUCAUUCCUCUCAUACAUCAUCCCACAUCCAGACAUCACAAUCGUCACAACCAUCACAAAUACAUACAUCACAUCCUCGAUCUAAUCUUGAAGCCGAAAAACCUCAUGCACUCACCGCGGCAGCUACCAUCCGUAUCGUUGGUGAUAUGCGAUUUGACCCACUUCAAAUGUGUUGGGUAUCUUUAGUCGAUGAAGAAGAUCCUUUCGAAGGUAUGGCGGAUGAUGAAGAUGAUUCUCCAAUUGGAGCUAUGAACUCUUUCGGUGUUGGUCCUCCAUUAGGUGGAGCAGAUGGAGGAGGAAAUACGAUUACACGUGCGACAGGAAGAAGAUUGAUAAACAUACUUCCUCAUUCUCAUAACACCAGCGUAUCAUCAAGAUUAGCAUCUGAAAGUAGCGCUACGAGUAGUGUCGGUUUUCCUUUCUCUGGUUGGGGUAGGAAUCCCGUUUCUGGAGGAGAAUGGGCGGAAGGUAGGAAAUAUGAAGGUUACGAAAUACCUCAUUCUUUAGUAUCGGAAUGUAGAGAAGCGGAGGAAAGACAUAAGAGAGAAAUGAGAGGUUGGACAGGGUUGAGAUUGAGGUCGGGUACCGUAGGCGUCGCAGGUGUCGGUGGUCUAUCAAAUAAUUUGGUCGCUAUCGGUAACGUGGGUGUCGUUGGUGUUGUAGGAGCAGCAGGUGUUGGUGAGGUAGGAGCACGAGGUGGAGGAGAAGGGGGAGGAGGAGGAGGAGGGGAAGACAUGAGAUUCCUAGAAGAUAGGAAAAGAGAAGAAAAGAGAUUAUGGGAGUUAAGAGGUUUAGUCAUGAAAAGUUAG
Molecule: messenger RNA, 3897 nt
Organism: Tremella mesenterica DSM 1558
Lineage: Eukaryota; Fungi; Basidiomycota; Tremellomycetes; Tremellales; Tremellaceae
Exons: 3
Coding region: 61-3897 (1278 amino acids)
Biological process (GO): regulation of Ras protein signal transduction; mitotic spindle orientation checkpoint signaling
Cellular component (GO): mitotic spindle pole body; SIN/MEN two-component GAP complex
Molecular function (GO): GTPase activator activity
Source: RefSeq, a predicted model, not a curated record